This is a messenger RNA of Saimiri boliviensis boliviensis (Bolivian squirrel monkey), 1905 nucleotides long. NCBI's taxonomy places the organism in Eukaryota, Metazoa, Chordata, Mammalia, Primates, Cebidae. The record is from RefSeq and is a predicted model, not a curated record.
GGGUGGGACGUCCAAUCUAAACCCAGCCCAGUGAUCACAUUAUCUGGGCUCUGAUUAGGUUAGGACGUUGCCCAGGUAUAAAGCCAGGAUCUCUGGGCCCUGGCUUCAUUUGGAGUUCAGCCACCAAGAGGAAGCCUUCCUCUGAGUCCUGGCGUAUUUGGCCUGGAAUUAGGAAUUUGCGAGUUGCUGCUCCAGGGCGCUCCCUGCGGAGAUCGGCGGCCCGCCUCCCCGCCGAUCUUUUCCCGGCGUCCCCACGCGGGGCGCAACCGCUAGAGAAGAACGUCGGUCUCGCCGCCCGCGCCCAGGGCAGCGCCAGUUCCCCGGCCCAGGCCGCUCCAGGAGCCAUGAGCUGCGGUCGCCCCCCUCCCGACGUGGACGGCAUGAUCACCCUGAAGGUGGACAACCUGACCUACCGCACCUCUCCCGACAGCCUGAGGCGCGUGUUCGAGAAAUACGGCCGCGUGGGCGACGUGUACAUCCCGCGGGAGCCGCACACCAAGGCGCCCCGGGGCUUCGCCUUCGUCCGCUUCCACGACCAGCGAGAUGCGGAAGACGCCGAGGCCGCCAUGGACGGGGCGGAGCUGGACGGACGCGAGCUGCGGGUGCAGGUGGCGCGCUAUGGCCGCCGGGACCUGCCUCGCAGCCGCCAUGGAGCGCCACGCAGCAGGGCCGGGGGCGGCGGCUACGGACGGCGGAGCCGCAGCCCCAGGCGGCGACACCGCAGCCGAUCCCGGGGUGCGAGCUGCUCCAGGUCCCGCAGCCGAUCUCGCCAUAAGGGGUCUCGCUAUAGCCGGUCUCCUUACAGCCGGUCUCCUCACAGCCGCUCGCGUUACAGCCGCUCUCCCUACAGACGAUCUCGCUAUAGCCGAUCUCCUCACAGCCGGUCUCGCCACAGCCGAUCUCGCUACAGGGAAUCUCGCUACAGCGGGUCUCGCUACAGCUCGUCUGGUUACAGCCGCUCUCGCCACAGCCGCUCUCGCUACGGCCGAUACCACAGCAGCCGGUCUCACUCGAAGUCUGGGUCCUCCACUGGCUCUCGCUCUGCAUCCACCUCCAAAUCGCGCUCUGCGCGGCGAUCCAAGUCGUCCUCGGCCUCCAGGUCUCGCUCACGGUCCCGGUCUUCAUCUGUGACUGGGAGCCCUCCCCGGGUAUCCAAGAGGAAAUCCAAGUCCAGGUCUCGAUCCAAGAGGGCCCCCAAGUCUCCUGAAGAGGAAGGACAGGUGUCCUCUUAAGAAAAUGAUGCAACAGCAAGCCACGUAAUGGAGGACUUGGGGAAAGGAUCACAUACUCAGUCCCUGAAAGCAGAGUCCCUGGAAGAAGGGACUGCCUAUUGAAAAGGCCCGGCUGCCUAGCCGUUGAGUGAUGCUGGUUAGUUAUUAAGGUGGCCUGUUGCAGUGCAGAGUGCUGAGCUGCUUCCUGUUUUCUUCUGAUUGCUUCUGGGGAAACACGCCUUGUCCUGAAGAACAAAUGGCUGUCCAGUUUAUUAAAAUGCCUGUCAACUGCAUUUCCAGUGACUCAGGCCUUGCAGAUAAAUAAUGGAGCAUGCAGUGAGCACAUCUAGCUGAUGAUAAUCAUACCCUUUUUCCCCGUCUUUUCUGAAAAAUUGUAAAUCUGAUCAUAACAACAUGUGUGAACUUAAAAUGUGGAGAAUCUUAUGGAAGAAAUGGUUUAUAAGUUUGUUAAGUACUUAUAACAUGGUAUAUCUUUUUGAUUUUUUUUUUUUACGCUAACCAUUGUUUCUGCAGUUUAAAUUGUUUUCUUGGUGUUACCUUUUCUCAAAAUAAAAUUAGAAAUUUUUGGUGGAAAGUAAGUUGUUUUAUUUUCUGUAUAACUUGGAUAUUUGUACUUUUGAGAAAAUUGUUAGCACCGAGUGUUUCUCAAGAAUUAAUUAUAAUUUUAAAAAAA